Ananas comosus (pineapple) is the source of this 1157-nucleotide messenger RNA. RefSeq names its product clathrin light chain 2-like. Lineage: Eukaryota; Viridiplantae; Streptophyta; Magnoliopsida; Poales; Bromeliaceae. The transcript has 4 exons. Gene Ontology annotation, biological process: intracellular protein transport; clathrin-dependent endocytosis; clathrin coat assembly. The record is from RefSeq and is a predicted model, not a curated record. Gene Ontology annotation, cellular component: clathrin coat of coated pit; clathrin coat of trans-Golgi network vesicle; plasma membrane. The coding region runs from base 58 to 900 and encodes 280 amino acids. Gene Ontology annotation, molecular function: clathrin heavy chain binding; structural molecule activity.
GGCGGCGGCGGAGGCGGAGGCUUCCGCGGCGACGGCGUGCAUGGCGGCGGAGGAUCCAUGCCGACGUCUCCCGAGGGCUAUGGCUUCGGAUCCGGCCCGAUCCAUGGAUACGGAUCCCCGGCGCCGUCCCCGUUUGGGACGAUGGCGGAUUCGAACGGGAGAGGCUACGGGGAGGAGGAGGAGGAUGAGGAGGAGAACGGGCGGAUCUUCGCGUCGGAUGGGCCGAUCCUCCCGGAUCUGGAUCAGAUGCAGCGCGAGGAGGGUUUCGUCCUCAGGGAAUGGCGCCGCCAAAAUGCUAUCCAACUGGAAGAGAAGGAGAGAAAAGAGAGAGAGCGUCGCAAUGAAAUCAUCGCCGAAGCUGAUGAAUACAAGAGAGCCUUCUAUGAGAAGCGGAAGCUGAACUGUGAGACUAAUAAGACCAACAACAGAGAAAGAGAGAAGCUGUUCCUGGCCAACCAAGAGAAGUUCCAUGCAAACGCCGAUAAGCAAUACUGGAAAGCCAUCGCCGAGCUCGUCCCUCAUGAAGUGCCAAGCAUCGAGAAGAGGAGGGGGAAAAAGGAGCAGGAGAAGAAGCCAUCUGUUGUCGUAAUCCAGGGGCCGAAGCCCGGGAAGCUGACCGACCUAUCAAGAAUGCGCCAGGUUUUGGUGAAGCUCAAGCACACUCCGCCCCCCCACAUGAAACCCCCUCCACCCCCGGCUCCUGCUCCUGCCCCAGCCAAGGACGCCAAAGAUGGUAAAAAACCAGCUUCUCCUGCUGCCAAAGAAGCUGCAGCUAAUGGAAAAGCCACUUCCCCUAAGGGAGAAGCUGCUGCCGCCGCCCCAGAAGCUACUGCCGCCGCCGCCCCGGCUGUAGAAGCGCAGGAAGAAGCCAAGGCUCCGGAGCCACCUGCUACUAACUGAUUUCACGGCAUUCUGAAUCCUUUUACCUUCUAAUUUGUCGCGGAGAAUAAAUCUUUCCUAGUGCUCUUCGGUCAGCGCUUAUUCCGAUUCACUAUUCAUCUUUUCCUUCCUUUCAGAGUAUCAUAUAUUUAUGUGAUCUCCCAUUUUUGUAAUUGUUGUUGUUGUUGUUGUUCUUUUUUGCUUUCUCUGUCGGACAUAUUGUUUUGUUGAACCACAUUUAAUUGGUUUCCUUACAAACUUUUGCUAUUUCGGAAGCA